This is a messenger RNA of Gigantopelta aegis, 5444 nucleotides long. Its product is annotated as deleted in malignant brain tumors 1 protein-like. The record is from RefSeq and is a predicted model, not a curated record. The transcript is spliced from 31 exons. NCBI's taxonomy places the organism in Eukaryota, Metazoa, Mollusca, Gastropoda, Neomphalida, Peltospiridae. Bases 71 to 5035 code for a protein of 1654 amino acids. Gene Ontology annotation, cellular component: membrane.
UACAUGGUUUUGGAUUUGUACGGGCAUUGAUUUUGACAGCUUAAAAUGUGGAUACUAUGAUACUGAAGGUAUGACUCUUUUGUAUACUGUCAUUGGAGUCGGCGCACUCAUCUGCCUCAGUGUGAAUUUCACAGAAGGAGGUACGGCUAAGUCACCGUUGCGGUUGGUAAAUGGUAGAAACAGAUAUCAGGGAAGAGUUGAAAUAUUCCAUGACGGUCGGUGGGGCUCAGUCUGUAGUGACACGUUUAGUCAAUACGAGGCACGUGUUGUCUGUCGAACCCUAGGCCUCGAAAGUUCUAGAGCAAUAGUUUAUAAAAAUGCUGAAUUUGGAAUAAACAGCAAGGUAAUAUGGUUGGAUGACGUCAACUGCAACGGAGACGAACAGCAUCUAGACCAGUGCACGUUCGGGGCCUGGGGGAACAGCAGGUGUGGGUAUAAUAAGGACGUGGGAGUCACAUGCGAUUUACCUAUACGAUUAGAGAAUGGAGGAAUUCCAUCACAAGGUCGAGUUGUGGUUAAGAUGGACGGAUCAUGGGGAACUGUCUGUGAUGAUUCCUUUGACGAGAAGGACGCUAGAGUCGUGUGUGCGAUGAUGGGAUUUAUUGGAACAGGAUCUCGAGCCGUCGGUCAUCAUCGUUUUGGAUUAGGUGAAGGGAUAGUCCUGUUUAAUCAGCUAAAUUGCACUGGGGAAGAAGAGUCCAUACUCUCGUGUCCAGGUCGGCCUAUAGGUGAUCCAUACUGUGGACAUAUACACGAUGCAGGAGUUAUCUGUAACAUAGUACAAUUAGUGAAUGGAGGAAUACCAACACAAGGAAGAGUUGAGAUUAAAUUCAACGGCGCGUGGGGAACUAUCUGUAGUGAUUCAUUUGACGAGAAGGACGCUGCAGUUAUUUGUGCCAUGCUGGGAUUUAGUCGAACUGGCGCUCAGGCUGUCAGACAUGCUGGUUUUGGUCGCCGUAAAGGACCAAUCUUCUUUAAUGACCUAGGUUGCGAUGGGAGUGAAAAGUCCAUACUGUUGUGUAGAGGCGGCCUAUUUGAUAAAACAAACUGUCAACGUGGAGGCAAUGUCGGUGUUUUCUGUGAGACAGUUAAACAAUCCCCCCCGUUUCCAGUACGACUUGUCAACGGAAAUGGAAUUCCAACACAAGGCCGAUUUGAGAUGCUGCUGAACGGCCUAUGGGGAACCGUCUGUGAUGAUUCAUUUGACAAGCGUGAUGCUGGAGUAAUGUGUGCCAUGGUGGGAUUCAGUCGAAGUGGAGCGGUGGCUGUGAAACGUGCCGGGUUCGGACAAGGUUCGGCGGCUGUGUUCUUCAAUCACCUAGAUUGCAAUGGGACUGAAUCAUCCAUCUUCGACUGUGCCAGAGACCAUAUAGGUCAUAAGCUCUGUAACCACUCUAAGGAUGCAGGUGUUCGCUGCCAGCCACUGCCUGAUGUUAAUGUAAGGUUAGUCAAUGGAGGAUUUAGUAACCAAGGUCGAGUGGAGGUUAAAUUCAACAGCACAUGGGGAACCGUCUGCCAGGACGAGUUCGAUCACAGGGAUGCAGCAGUUAUCUGUGGCAUGAUGGGAUUCAGUAGAACUGGAGCUCAGAUUGUGAGUAAUGCAGGUUUUGGAGAAGGUACGGGACCCAUUUAUAUUGACGACUUAUCUUGUGGAGGCUUUGAAAAGUCAUUUGUACAAUGUGGACAUAACCCUAAUAAUAAAGUCAAUUGUAGACACGAGGAAGAUGUAGGUGUCCGCUGCCAAAUUGCAUCGGUACCAGUGCGAUUAGUGAACGGGGGCCACUCAACACAAGGUCGAGUUGAAAUUAAGAUCAACGAUACGUGGGGAACUGUUUGUGAUAUACACUUUGAUGACAAAGAUGCUGGGGUCAUUUGUGCCAUGAUGGGAUUCAGACGAACUGGAGCACAGGCUGUGACAGGUGCUGGUUUUGGGCAAGGUUCGGGCUCCAUCUACCUUAGUGAAUUAGCUUGUACAGGGAGUGAACUGUCCAUUGUGUCAUGUCCAGGGACACCCAUUGGUCAAACCCAUUGUACACACUCAGAGGAUGCCGGUGUCCGCUGCCAAACAUUUGCUACAUCUAACAUACGACUGGUCGAUGGAGGAAUGCCAACACAAGGUCGAGUUGAGGUCAAGAUCAACGGGGCAUGGGGAACUGUCUGUGAUGCUGCAUUUGAUAACAAAGAAGCUGAAGUUAUAUGUGCUAUGAUGGGGUUCAGUCGAACAGAAGCUCAAGCUGUCAGAAGGGCUCACUUUGGUCGAGGUUCUGGACCCGUGUUACUUGCUGACCUAGCUUGCACAGGGACUGAAACAUCCAUAUUUGAGUGUUCCCGUGUAGGUACAACAUACUGUUUCCAUGCAAAAGAUGCAGGUGUUAUCUGCAAGACAGUGACAGGUACUUCCUCACCAGUGCGGUUGGUGGGUGGUAACAACAGCUAUGAGGGGAGAGUUGAAGUUUUCCAUUAUGGGCGGUGGGGAUCAGUCUGCCGUGAUGGUUUUGGAGUGGAAGAAGCUCGGGUCGUCUGCCACAGUUUAGGCUUCCUGAGUUUUUAUGCGAUUACAUUUGAAAAUGCUCACUUUGGAGAAAGUACAGGACCGAUAUGGCUUGAUGAUGUUGAUUGUACAGGGAAUGAGACCGUUUUGGACCAGUGCUCGUUUUCUCACUGGGGGAAACACAACUGUGAACAUAACAAAGAUGUGGGAGUUAGCUGUCCAUAUGGUCCAGACUCGGUUACCUACAGCAGUUCAAGAGAAAGUGAUUUUGUCAGAGAAGGAGACACUAUAACUUUAGAAUGUAUCACUAACUGUAAUCCAUUAUGUUCCUACUUCUGGAUACACGGAAGUGAAACCAUCGUAUCGAACCCUACGUUAACACUAACACAUAUCACUAGACAACAGAAUGGAAACUUAUACAUGUGCACAGUGAGGAAUACGGCUAUACAGAAAGAAACAAGUGUCCAUUUCCUGUUGACAGUUUUUUUUGGUCCAGGCACUGUCAACACCACAUUCAGUCCACAUCUUCCUAGUGAUAUCAGAGAAGGGCAGAAUCUGAAUGUGAACUGUUCCGCUGAUUGUAACCCUCCAUGUUCCUACUCUUGGAAAAUAGGAAAUCAAGUGUUGAGUAAAACUUCGAGAUUAAACCUGGUGAACAUCAGUCGGAGUCAGACAAACAAUAUAUACACGUGUAUAGUGAAAAAUACUGCUAUAGAGAAAUCAAGAAGUCACCAGUUCAAUUUCACUGUUCACUAUGGUCCAAACGCUGUAGGUUUCAGUGGACAGUCACCUGGUAAUGUAAGGGAAGGUGAAAACUUAAGUGUUAACUGCUCUGCGGACUGCAGCCCUUCAUGCUCGUACUCCUGGUCACUGGGGGAUGAACUCAUCACAUCCAGUGCUUGGUUAACACUGUUCAACAUCAAGAGGAGUGAAAUGGGGAAUGUGUACAAGUGUACUGUGAAGAACAUGUUAACAUACAAGUCGGCAAGAAAUCAGUUCCAUCUUACAGUUUAUUAUGGUCCAGACGCUGUAGGUUUCAGUGGACAGUCACCUGGUAAUGUAAGGGAAGGUGAAAACGUAAGUGUUAACUGCUCUGCGGACUGCAGCCCUCCAUGCUCCUACUCUUGGUCACUGGGAGAUGAACUCAUCACAUCCAGUUCUUGGUUAACACUGACCAACAUCAAGAGGAGUGAGGUGGGGAGUGUGUACAAGUGUACUGUGAACAACACUCUUACACACAAGUCGGCAAGAAAUCAGUUCCAUCUUACAGUUUACUUUGGUCCAGACACUGUCAAUAUCACAUUCAGUGCAAAUGUACUUAAUGAUAUCGGAGAAGGACAGAAUCUGAAUGUGAACUGUUUCAGUGACUGUAACCCGCCAUGUUCCUACUCCUGGCAGCUGAGGAAUAAAGUGUUGAGUACAACUUCCAGAUUAAUCCUGACGAACAUCAGUCGCAAUCAAAUGGGGAAUAUAUACACGUGUAUAGUGAGCAAUACUGCUACACAAAAGUUGAAAAGUCACCAGUUCAGUUUGCCAGUUUACUAUGGUCCAGACGCUGUAGGUUUCAGUGGACAAUCACCUGGUAUUGUAAGUGAAGGAGAAAACUUGAAUGUUAACUGCUCUGCGGACUGCAGCCCACCAUGCUCCUACUCCUGGUCACUAGGGGAGGAACUCAUCGCAUCCAGUGCUUGGUUAACACUGACCAACAUCACGACGAGUGAAACGGGGAAUGUGUACACGUGUACUGUGAAAAACACUCUAACAUACAAGUCGGCAACAAAUCAGUUGCAUCUCACAGUGUACUAUUCACCCAGAUUAGACAACCGGGUACCAUUCCAGAAAGAAGUUUUGACCUCAAUCGGUAGUAAUGUAAUUCUGAAGAUACCUGUAACUGCCAAUCCGACACCAACAUUCACCUGGUACAAACUGACUUCAGAAACAAAAUAUAAGCUGACGUCUGGCGAUUUAACUACAACUGAUGACUCUGCUGUUGGAACUUACACAUUAAAUAAUGUUAAGGAUGGAGACUUAGGGAUAUACCAAGUGAUUGUGUCCAACGGAGAUCUAGGAAAUGAUCUUGUGGUAAACGUCACAGUUAUUGAAGAAUCAUUGAGUAUAGAAGCCAUUCGUCAGAAUGUAAACACAGUGCAAUUGGUCGCGGUCUGUGUUGGUGCAUUAGUCGUCUUGUUGCUGAUUGUUGUUGGACUUGUUUAUCACUACAAACAUAAGAAACAAGGAACGACUAAAAAAGAACAUUUAUAUGAUGCAAGUGAACCAAACCAAGAAGUAAACCAUUAUGACAAUCCGACGUAUCAAACUGGCACCAUGUUAGAUGAUUCGAGAAAUGCAUCUGGCAAUUAUGACUCAACUGCGGACAGGGAUCAAAUGAUUUAUAAAAAACCAGAAAUGCAUGAACAAGGUAAUAUGACAGAAGAUUUAGUAAACGGAGAAAAGAACAAGUCGAUUGUCGAAUCUCACAGGACAUUCACCAUGCAACGCACCAUUCAUCUGCGGAAACUAGGGUCAACUCAAAUAAGAUUUUAAUGGCAAAUCCAUAAAUGCACCCAGCACAGUCGUAUGAGUAUUUAAAUGAAGGUUCCUAUGGCUGUUUCCCCACUAAGGGCACUGGAGUGAUUACGAGACUUGAAAUAUAAUAAGGGCCGUGUUACCAACAUUAGCUAUAAUGAGCGAUGUUUUUGGAUGUUGUUUACAAAAAAUAUAUAUAUAUAUAUAUAUAUAUAUAUAUAUAUAUAUAUAUAUAUAUAUAUAUAUAUAUAUAUAUAUAUAUAUAUAUAUAUAUAUAUAUAUUGCUUUACAAAUAUAUUAUUUAUGGCUACGUAACGAUAAUUCAGUAAUUUACCAACUUAUCAAUAACAAGCUGAGUGUGAUGAUAAUGUAUCAUGUUGAAUAAAGUACAUUUGUGGACGAAUAAAGUCUAUUUAUUUUCAGGCAA